Molecule: messenger RNA, 840 nt
Organism: Lodderomyces oxycetoniae
Lineage: Eukaryota; Fungi; Ascomycota; Pichiomycetes; Serinales; Debaryomycetaceae
Product: aminodeoxychorismate lyase
Exons: 2
Coding region: 1-840 (279 amino acids)
Molecular function (GO): catalytic activity
Source: RefSeq, a predicted model, not a curated record
AUGAUAGAAGCGACAGAUGUAGAUGAUUCAGCCAUCUCGCUGUUUGAGAUUGAAGAAAAGUUAAAGGGAAUAUAUAAGGAAUAUGUGGUUUCAAGUUUUCCCCAAGAACCGAAUGUGAUUCAGCCAAAUUGCGAUUUUGCAAUUUUAUCUACAAUUCGAUACGAUCCAGAUAUAUCUGAUGUUCCACCAGUUAAAUAUGAAGAAAUAACUAGACAAAAUUUUUUUUUACUACCAGAACAUGUAAAGAGAUUGAGGUUUACGUUUGAGUUUUUCCAUUAUUUGUGUGAAACUGUUUUGGACUUUGAAAUUACAGAGGAGGACUUGUUAAAACAGUUAAUUGCGUGUUUGAAGAGCCUGGAUGCGUUAAUAUUGGCACCUCACAAGAUUAGAGGUUUAUUCCAACUCGACGGAUCAGUAAAGCUAGAGAUUCACAAUACGCCUAUCAGAAAAAAUUUGCUUGGUGUUUUAUGCCCGAAAGUGGAAGACAUGGAAAAAUUCCAUUUCCUACAUAAUUUUGGAAGAAGAAAUGAUAAUGAAAAUGAAGAAGAAGAAGGGAAAAGUGAUAAUAUAUGGGAUGUAUACACUAAUAACGAAUCUUGCUUGAUUUCUCCAUUUACUUCUUUCAAAACAACCAGUCGAGACGUUUACAACCGAGCUAGAAAGGUUCUACCAGGUUUGAAACCAGGGCGUGAAGAAGUAUUGUUGUUCAACACCCAAAACCACCUUAUGGAAGGUUCGAUUUCAAAUGUUGCAGUGAAGCUCGAAGAAGAUGGGAAAUGGGUUACGCCAAUGUUGAGCUCAGGAUGUCUUUGUGGCUACGAGGAAAAAUUGUUCAAAUGA